Molecule: messenger RNA, 4684 nt
Organism: Homarus americanus (American lobster)
Lineage: Eukaryota; Metazoa; Arthropoda; Malacostraca; Decapoda; Nephropidae
Exons: 10
Coding region: 87-3674 (1195 amino acids)
Biological process (GO): protein K48-linked deubiquitination
Molecular function (GO): cysteine-type deubiquitinase activity; K48-linked deubiquitinase activity
Source: RefSeq, a predicted model, not a curated record
CUGGCUGACCUCACCCACCCUGACUGACCUCACCUACCCUGACUGACCUCACCCACCCUGGCUGACCUCACCCACCCUGGCUCAACAUGGACCAUCAUCACGUCGAGAAACUGAGUGCCUCUCUUGUCCGCGAGUAUCUUGCCAGGAAGAGAUUGAUGAAGACACUGCAGCUGAUGGAUGAGGAACAAAGUGUAUUUACCACGUGUGUUCGCAAUCGCCUCAAACUCAUGAAGGCGUUGCACAUUGGGAAACUCAUGAAGCGCAAUAAGAAGCUGGAUUCUCCUUUGGAAUCCAUGAUUGAAGUCAUUGUCCAAUUUUUGCUUGGACAUGUACGUGCAUCCAAACAGGGAACAAAAACACCAGAGAACAAUCAUAUUUUUGAGGGUAUGGAAGACCAACUUGUGAGAUCCUCUGGUCUUGAUGACACUACUGUCACAGGAAAUGAUGGUGACAAUUUACUUGCUGGUAAUAUAACUAAUAGAAAUUCUGGUAUAACAGUUGAUGGUGCUACACAUAUAGAAAAUGAGCAAGAAUCAUGUGAAGGUGCCAAGGAACAGUGCCAACAUAUCCGAGAACCCUGUAAUGUGAAAGAACAGUUUAGUAAAGAUAAAGAGCAAAGUUUGUCAUCGGAACUGCAAAUUAGAAGUCCAGUUAAUGCUGUUGAAAAUACAGUACCCGUUAAAGCUGUUGAAAAUGCAUAUAAUGAAGAGAAUUUUUUUGCUGUUAAUGAUUAUAGUACUAAAGUAAAUGAUGAUCAGACUGGGAAUGUUUUACCAUUUGUCAAUGUUUUUAAAAAUGCUGAAAAUUUAUUUCUAUCCCUGCAAGAUUCAACUGAAUCUUCAUUGGAAGAAUCAGAGACAUAUUCAGACUCUGAAAUCAGUGUUUCAUCUGUUGUUGAGCUUCUGAAGGAUAAACCAAGUGGAUGUGGGAAUAAUUCCAAUAUAACAAUGAAUAUAAUAAAAAGAGAUAGUUCAGAAUUAUUAGGAGUGCCAAACUUGUCUCCUAAAAGUUUAGCUGCUGACAGUCACCACGAAAAGGUUGAAGUGAUAGUUGCAUGGCUCGAGAAAAGUGAGAAUAAGAGAACAGAUAGAGAUGCUUGUAAGACCUUAGAAACAUGCGAAUAUGAAACCUCAGAAGAUGAAACUGAGGGAACUGAAAAAUGGUUGAAAGAGAGAUCUGAAAAACACAAAGGAUUUACUAAAAUUUUAAGAGAACAGAGGAGUGAAAAUGAGAAGGAAGAACCAAAUGAGCUGAAAUUUUCAUCUCAAGAGGAGCUGGGGUCGGGUGCUCCGUCCCGGGCUGGAGUGGCGACACUCUCUCGUCCGGGUACGCAGGACUUGGGCCACACACCCCAGCACCUCCUGUUGCUACACCAAAACUCACACCACGAAGAUGUAGGAAGUCUCCGUCAUGGCGGAGGAGGGAGCGGGAGCAGUGGGGAAGGCAGCAGGAGGUCGCCAGAUUUGCUGCGACUCAACACUCACGCACCAAACUUCAGGACAGCCCACACUCUCGACGACCCGCUGGAAACCUACCGUUCUGGCCCUGAGCUGAAAAAUGGUCUCCACGGUCCUCUAAAGUCUCACAGCAACGGUCACAUCCCUGGCAGUGCGUUACGUGGCUCCAUGAAUGGUUACACACGGAGAAAUGGAGGUUAUUAUAAUGGCUCUGUACCUCGAAGUGGUCAGGGCAGGAGUGUGUUUGAUACCGACCCCGAUGAUGAUAUUGCCACCAUUGCUGCUCAGAGGGACCAGCUAAGAGGCGCCAGAAGUAUACGUGGGAUGAUGGCGCCAGUUACGAGUAAAGAGGAGGACUCGCAUUCCAGAAGUGCCCACCGACGGAUGACUUUCACUAAACAGCGCAGUGAAUCCAUACUUGGAGACCAUGACGUGUCUGAGUCGAAAGAAGAAGAGGACGAGAAGUUUCCUUCCACCGAACACACAGAAAACAGAGACAAGAGACACAUGGCUGGAUAUCUCAAAGGCAAAAGAGGCGGGACAGAAAUGAGUAGUCAAAUCCUCGGUGCUCUGGGUAGUAUUAGUUUGAGACCACCUGUGGACUAUCUAGAAACUAAUAGACAUCAUGAUAUAAUGGCCCAGUCUAUUAGGCGACAGAGUUUGAGGGGAUCCAAACAGUCUCUCUUAGAUGGUAACUCUGGCAGUUAUGAUUCCAACACAAGCUCAAGACUAAGUAUGGAACCCGUGAGCCCAGAAGGUGGCAAAUAUUCCAACGCUGAUCAAGAACUCAGUGAAGCAAAGAGAAAGAACUUACCCAAAUUCAUUCCUAGUUCCCAUGAGGAUAUUCAAAUUCUAAAUCUUCAAGGUUUCAUGGAUGCUUCGACGUUGAAGAGUGAUGUAAGUAACAACAGUAAGCGGAAAAACAAGAAGAAGAGAAUAAAACGGGGAAUAGAAAUGGGACACCUAGACAAGGGGAGAGAACCCUACAAAUUCAACGCCAAGUCACGAAGGAAGAGGAACCACAGACUAUCAAAGAGCCAUUUGAGUGAUGAUGAUGGAGAGAUGAUCCUGAAGGAUAUAGAUGAUCUGGACAAUAAGGUAGCUGGGCUUGUCUUAGGACCAGAAAAUGUAAGUAAGGAAUCUCUAGGACGACCCAUCACCCUAGAAGAAGCGAGUGAACUUAGAACAAUUCUUACUGGCAGUCCAGCCCAGCCUCUUCCAACUGAAUGGCUGUCUCAAAACUUCAAACAGAAUCCCAAUCCCAAUUUAUCAUACGGACUUAUUCAAAAGAAGGGAGGACCAUGUGGAGUAUUAGCAUGUAUUCAGGCAUACAUGAUGAAGUGCUUAAUAUUUGGUACAACUGUAUCUCCAACAACAAGUCCAAUAAGUCCCCUUCGACCUUCAGAGAGAGAAUGGUUAUGGGCCCUAGGAGUGGCAAUCACAGAGAUCCUUUGGAAAGCUGGUCAGGAACAGAAAGCAGUGCUGGCUAUGCCUGGCUCAUUUGCCCACUUCACGGAGCAUGGUAUUGGUCGCUACAGCCAAGAUGGAAUGACGGAGAACCUCACUAUACAUGAGUUUAUUGAGCAGCAAGACCUGUAUAAUGCUGUAACUCGGCACAUCACAGCCUUCACCUCAGAGAGCAGUUCAGGCUGUGUUGUUCUCCUGUAUUCACUUAUACUCACCAGAGGGAUUGAAAACAUCCAGACUGAUAUGGACUCUGGCGGAGGACAUCUUAUAAAUGCUCACGGUUACUCUUCACAAGAAAUUGUAAAUCUUCUCUUGACGGGAAGAGCUUUUACCAACACUUUCAACGGAGAUCAGACUUUAGGCAACAACGAUGGUCAGAGCCUUGUACUUCAUGGCAUCACCCAUAAAGCAGAAAUUGGGCUUCUAUCGCUGUUUGAACACUAUGACUGUUACAAGGUUGGUACAUUCCUCAAGAGCCCACAAUACCCAAUAUGGGUAGUGUGUUGUGAGAGUCACUACAGCUGCCUGUUUAGCCGAGAUACUUCUGUGACGUCAGACCUGCCCUCAGUCAACAAGUUUGACAUUUAUUACUAUGAUGGACUUGCACUUCAAGAAGACGAGAUAAGACUUAAUAUUGAAUUGAAUGGAGAGGAAAGUGAUCUGGCUAUCACCCCUCCUCUAGAGCACUGCAUUAGAACCAAAUGGAAGAAUGCAUCAGUGAUGUGGAAUGGAACAGAUCCAAUCCUUUAGAAAACUUUCUUUUAUUCCAGUGGUGAUGGUGUUUGCUGGAUGAACACUGAACACAGUCUGAGAUACUAGGUAGUGGAGUUAAGUGACAAACUGUAUAAGGACCUGGGAGGUAACUCUAGGACCAGGGACUACACUCAUCAAACGAUAUGGUGUAGACUAUAAAGACCCCACAGGCUCUCUGGUCCUAAGUGCUUGGAAAACAAAGAAUUAAAUGAAGAAGGAUCCCUUUCCUCUAAAGAAAUAAAAAGUUUUAAAAAAGUACUUGAAAUAGUUAACUUGGGAAAAAGUGUCGCGGCUGAACCCUUCCUCAUCUUCCCGCUUCCUCUGGGUGUCAGUGAACAACAUUGUGAAUGUGCUUUUCUUCAACAUUGUACUCACAGGUUUCAUGUUGGAUAACACUGGUGGACCUUGUCAUGUUAAUAACAGAAGACUGAUUUGAUUUUGUUAUUUCAAUACAAGAAAUACUAUAUGAAUGUUAGAUUAAUCAUGAUUCUUUUUAUUUCAUUCAUUAUUAAUCUCUGUAUGUAAGUAAUCAUAACAAACUAUUGAUGAAUUAAACCACCUGUGUUAUCGUUUGGUAAAGCCAACUGUCUCUUCAUCAUAAGAUUUUAUUUUGUUUUGCAUGUGCAUAUUUAAAAUUGAUGCUGUAUACAACAUACUGCAGUUAGGCACCCAUGUCAUUGUUUGUGUCUAUGGCUACUUCAAUAGUUCGGAUAUAUUGAAUCUUGCCACAAAACUUUGAAAGUGUUUGACUUGAAAUAUCAUUACUGUGUGUCAAAUGUACCUUGUGAUAAAGUGAUAAUCUUAUAACCUCCCAAACAGGAGUUAAAAAUAUAGUUUACAUCAUCAUAUUAUUUCCUCAGAAUAUGUCCUAUGGUUUGGUUGAUUUGUUAUGUUUGGAAGCAUUAAAUGGUGAUGCAGUUUUUAUGAACAAUAUCUAAAAAUACUGUAUAUCUUUGUAUAAUAUGAUAAAGUGGAUACCACCAGUAAUAUAUAAUUAAAAAAUAAAA